This is a messenger RNA of Trichomycterus rosablanca, 2010 nucleotides long. Its product is annotated as B-cell scaffold protein with ankyrin repeats-like. Bases 1 to 2010 code for a protein of 669 amino acids. Lineage: Eukaryota; Metazoa; Chordata; Actinopteri; Siluriformes; Trichomycteridae. The transcript has 15 exons. Gene Ontology annotation, molecular function: signaling receptor binding; protein tyrosine kinase binding. Gene Ontology annotation, biological process: negative regulation of B cell activation; B cell activation; negative regulation of phosphatidylinositol 3-kinase/protein kinase B signal transduction. The record is from RefSeq and is a predicted model, not a curated record.
AUGAGCAAAACAUCUGAAGAACUGUUGAUCAUCUUUGAAACGGAGGCCAAGCAGUGGGCCUCGUACAUGCAGUCUGUCCUCGCUGGCUCAGUUCCGGAGACGGGGAUCUGUUGCUAUGACAUUGCCACAGUGACCGGUCGGCAAGACAACUUUCAGCAGCUCAGCCAUUAUAGAUGCAAACUGCUGAUCCUGUCGCGAGGUAUGCUGGAGGACUUGUGCCAGCUGCGGCGGUACUUCCUGGCCUGUGUGCUUAGGCCAGAGUCAUGUGUGGUGGUGCUGCUCUGUGGUGUCGAGAGCAUAGAACCUCUGCUGGAACUUGUUCCACUCAAGGGUGACGAAUGCCUCCAGAUCUCCAGUGAGCAGGAUGCACAGGAGUACCGCUCAGCUGUGCUUGAUAUCAUCUGCAGAGGUGGACAGACAUCAGCAGGGGGGAUGAGAGAAUCACAGCGCCUUAAACUGGAGAGAAAACAAUCUGCUGGUCCUGCAUCUACAAAAUCCCAAAUAAUGAUCCUACCCAGUCGAGUUCCUUGUGAGAGUCCUGGUGAGGUGUAUCUUCUAUUGCGGGAAGCCAUGACUAGUAAAAAUCUGGAGGUGGAGUUCAGUGGUGUCAAGAAAAAAGUGAGAGUAAAGCCAGUAAAUUGGAAUGAGACCACGCUCAGUGUGACUGCUGCAGAUUUUCCAGCUGGAAGUGUAGUUGUAACACUGUACUGUGGAGGUGUGAUCAAGGGCACUGCUUGCCUACACUACUACACCGCUAUGGGGGAAAUCUCCCGCCUGCUUAAACAGGCUGCAGACCCGGUGAACUUCAUGCUUCAGGCUUUUCAGGUCUCCUCCACAGAGAAACUAGAUCACAUUCUGGCUUCCAGCAUGAUGAAAAAAAUGCCUACUGGAGGUUUCCAAGCUCUGCAGCAUGAUCAGAGUCUGGCUGCAGUAUCCUCAUCAGAUGACAUUCCCACUCUACUGCAUUUUGCAGCUCAGCAUGGACUAAAAGACCUGGCCAGCAUUUUGCUGCAGUGCCCUGGAGCCCAGCAAGCCCUAAGGAGCCCCAAUCGACUGGGACACACACCUUUAGCACGGGCACAUGCACAUGGGCACUCACAGCUCCACACUCUCCUGCAGGAAUCACUGGCAAAGAACAGUGGAGAGGGCCCUGAUGACGACACAAGCAUAUAUGAACUGAUGGGCAGAACUGGCAAUCUCAAGGUUACUGACAGCCACAAAGAGUCUUGCACAUGGGCCAGUAAUGAAGAGCUGGAGGAGGAUGAGGAAGAUCCCUAUUUUCAUGUAGAAACCAAUAACGAAGAGUAUGACACAAUCUCGACCCCCAGUUGCUCAGAUCUAAUAGCGAACCGGCCUCCUGCACCUGCUCCCCGACCUAAAAGCCUUCCCACCAAGGAGAAAACUGUGCCAUUCAUUUGUCAGGUGUUCCAGAAGAAAAUGCCCCAGGGAGAUUCUGACACCCUCUACUCUUUAUCCUCUAAACAAACACGGGGUCGAGACAGUAUCUCAUCCACAUAUGACACGUUCAUGCCGACUCACGCGCCGGGCCUGGACAACCUUAUUGACCUGCAAAAGCAGGUGAAGGAUGGAGUGAUCAGCAUGGACGAGGCCCUGGAGAGAUUCAGUGACUGGCAGAGGGUUCAGAGAGGCCUGGAUACCUUUCAACAGGAAAAACUGCGGCAGUUACGGGCAACAUUAAUUAACAACAAAGAGGAUGAUAGUGUCUAUGAUAAAAUCGCCAUAGUUCAUCACACACCAUCUGCUACUUCAGACAAAUGCCGACGAGGAAGCCAGCAAGCAGAGACGGACUUCUACAGUAAACCCAUCAAAGGACAGCAUGCGUGUUUGGAAGCAGCAGUUUUGCCUUUGGAGAUGAUCCGGUUCCAGCAGCCUGGUGGCAUUUGCCGCGUGGGUUUUGCCUGUCACCUGCUGCUAUGGGAGAAUGCCGAGCUUCCUGAUCCUAGUCUGGAGCCAGCUUCGCAUUCCCUUCUUCACCUUAAUAUUUCUUAG